ACAGAACUGAGAGUAGCAUUCCUGAGUGAGAGGGAAACCUGCCUGAACACUGAGCCUGAUUAGUCAUCCGUCCUCUCAGCUCUAUAGCUCUGCUUCAUCCACAGGCUCUUCCAACUCCUGCAAGUGCCAGCCAAGAACAGACUGACUCAAAAGCUCUGAGCCUUUUCCCAUCAGCUGACAGCAUGGAUUGUUUCAGGAGGAUAUCCAGUGUCAUCAUUUUCCUUAGUUUUCACAUGCUACAGCUUGCUUGUGGGACAACAGUUGGACCACUGUGUAAACCUGGAGAAAAUUGUACAUCUGAAAUAUUGAAAACAACUGAAAGUCCACAUGUAACAACAUUCAAGGUAUCCAAAUGUGCACCAGAGAUGAGCGACUACUGUAUCAAUGGUCAGUGCUUGUACCAUGAGGAGGCUGAUGAACACUACUGUCAGUGUGAAAGAGGUUAUCUUGGACUCCGCUGUGCUCACUCAGACCUUCUACAUCAACCUCCCAAUGAGGAAUAUUUGGCACUUACCAUCUUUUUAACAUCUAUGUUGCUUAUAGUAGCUGCCUUGGCUGUAUUCUUUGCACUAAAGUGGUACAAACUUAAGAAAUCUAUCCAGAAGUACAAGGGAGUUAAUACACAGCACAUAUAGAAUCCUGGCUUUCCAUGAAGGUCAAAAAUAAAUAAGUGUUCCUGAAGCAGCUGGUGCUGUCAACUACAUUUAAUGUAAACUAUUCAUUUCUUGAGUUUUUGUUUUUUUCAAUAUUUAUAUAUUUAGAUUUGUUUUGUGCACUGCAGGUCAACCAUGACUGGUAUUAGUAUUGCUGUAAAUAUUAAUGUUAUAUGUAUUAUUUGUGACCAUCACCUAAUAGUACAUUUGUAUGUAAAUAUUUUACAAAAUUGACCAAUUUUUGUAUGCUGGGUUUUUUAUGGAAUAUUUAUGUUCUUUUUAUUUGUUGUAAAUUAUUUUUGUAAUGCCUAAUGGCUGGAGUACAGCUAGCCACAGAUGGUUUGAUGCUCCAAAAUUUGAGCAUUGUUUGUCAUUUCUGACCCUUUUCUGCUGAACUAGAUGGUGAUAAUGAGCAUGCCAAAGAGAUAGAGGCGCUCCUUAUCGCACAGGUACAUUUUCCAACCUGUUGGA
Nanorana parkeri is the source of this 1124-nucleotide messenger RNA. RefSeq names its product proepiregulin-like. Gene Ontology annotation, biological process: epidermal growth factor receptor signaling pathway; positive regulation of mitotic nuclear division; positive regulation of cell population proliferation. The transcript has 5 exons. The record is from RefSeq and is a predicted model, not a curated record. Lineage: Eukaryota; Metazoa; Chordata; Amphibia; Anura; Dicroglossidae. Bases 183 to 635 code for a protein of 150 amino acids.